AUGGUAGGGUGCAAUAUUACAGCGCUAAAGGCCUCCAUUCAGACUUCUGAUCUCUAUUAUGACAUCAAGCUGACCUUGACCUGCCUGAGUUAUGGGAUUAACUUGCUGCUGAGUGCCCCCUUGCUGCUAGCCAUCAUCCGGCCACCUGCUCUCUUGAGCAAACUGCGCUUCAUGCUGUUGGCCCACCUGCUCUGCUGCGACAGCCUGCAGUUGCUUCUCCUGAUGCUUCAGGCUGCCCUGCUCACCUCCAGGCUGGGCAUCCGCCUGGCCCACUGCCUUGUCUUCUCCUUGGCCUCGCAGGCUUGCUGCAUGGUGGACGUGCUCCUCAGCGCCGCCCUGGCGGUGGAUCGCUAUGUGGCAAUCAAGUGGCCUCUUCGCUACGAGCUGCUGCUGAGCCCCACCCGGCAGCGUGUCCUGGUGCUGGCCGUGUGGACAGCCUCCCUCCUCGCCGGCUCGGUCACCUUGUACGUGGCCUUGAAAAACAUGCAGGUGGACCUUUUCCUGCCGCGCUGCCGAGUGCUGCUGGUGGCGGACUGCAUCUCUGAGGCCUCUAUGCUGCGGGCCUUUUCCCUGGCUAUGGGCGCCCUGGUGCUGCCUGCCUGCUACCUGACCAUGCUGGCCUGCUUCCUGCUGCUCUGCAGGGACACAAGGGGGCUCCUCCGCUCGCACCGUGCCAGGGUCACGCUGGCCAUGCAGGCAGUGCAGAUGCUCUUCUACUCGGUGCCCAUCCUCAUGGACAGCUACCUGCUGCCCAGCACCCUGCACUGCGACUCCCUGGACACCGCUGCCUACACCAUCUACAACCUGGGAGUCUCUCUGAUCCCACUGGUGUAUGGCUAUCGCUCCCGGGAACUGCAGAAGAGGGUGCAGCCAGGUGCCCUGAGAAAUCACAUUCACCUCCGCCAGUGA
Molecule: messenger RNA, 909 nt
Organism: Brienomyrus brachyistius
Lineage: Eukaryota; Metazoa; Chordata; Actinopteri; Osteoglossiformes; Mormyridae
Product: olfactory receptor 12D3-like
Exons: 1
Coding region: 1-909 (302 amino acids)
Biological process (GO): G protein-coupled receptor signaling pathway
Cellular component (GO): membrane
Molecular function (GO): G protein-coupled receptor activity
Source: RefSeq, a predicted model, not a curated record